AUGGAGCAACUUAAAAGUUCUUGCAUUAAGAAAAUUAAUGGUAGUAACACCAUUGAUCUGAAGUUGAGGCAAUGUGGGAGAAACCAUGAAGAAGAGAACCCAAAAGUGUCUCAAACUAACGAGGACCCUGUGGAAAGGUCUGUCUCUCUUGCUUUAGCUAUAGUGAAGGAUUUUGCAAAUACCUCAUCUAGCCCAUCAAAUACAGUAAAAAAUUCUGAAUCAUUGAAGCGGGCGCAUGCAUCUCUGAGCCAAGAAAAUAGAAGUUCAGUGAAUGAUUUGAGCAAAUUAUGUAGUUCUAGUGCACGAUUGCAUAGAGAGUCUAUGACUGUGCAUGACAGAGUGGCCCUUAGGGAUGGCAUUUUGGUGCAAUCCAGAAUAGGAACAGCUAAGGAAAUUUUGUCAAAAGUGAGAGAGAAGUCAUGUUUGACACCAUCUCUUGUGGAUGACAAUAGAAUUUCUGGUGGGCUCGGAAAUGAAAAUGAAUGCUGUGAGGAGAAAUGUGGGGUUGCACAAGUUGGAAAUUUAUGCGGACAUGAAGAUAUCUCAGAUAUGUCCAUAAUGGACUGUAAUUCAGCUAUGGGUAUCUCCCCUCAUGAUGUUAUGGGAGUGAUAGGUGCAAAACAGUUCUGCGAAAUGAGAAAAGCUAUCGUCAGUCAACAAAGAGUUUUUGCAGCGCAAGUGUUUGAGUUGCAUAGGUUAAUAAAGGUGCAAAGAUUGAUUGCUGGAUCACCACACCUAUUGCUUGAAGACAAUGAUUUUCUAAGCAAACCUGCAACUAAAGUACCUCCAGUGAAGAAGGUGCCAUUGGAGCAUGCUCUAGAGCCGCCACCCUUAAUUGUUAAACCCAAAGACCAUCCUCAGAAGCCACAUUCUAGUGGUGAAUGUGUUGAAGAAAAUGCAGUUGAGAAGUUCCCUCUACCUCCUGUCAACAAUAGAACCAGCAGCAGAGGACUUGUCACCCAGCAAUCAAAUUAUGGUCAAUAUUCAAACAAGUCACCAUCAGCUUCUGCGACUACCAAUAGCAAACCAGCCCUAUGGUGUCUCCAACCCCCGCCUGGAAAUAUGUGGUUUGUUCCAGUAACGUCCUCUUCUGAGGAACUCGCUUACAAGCCGUAUACCGGGCCAUGCGCUCCAACUGGAGGUUUCAUGGCGCCGAUGUAUGGCAGCUGUGGCCCUGCGAGCCUAAAUCCAGGGGCCAGGGACUACUUAAAUGCAACUUAUAGCAAUCCAUCUUUGUAUCAACAAGGGAUGGGAAUUGGUACACCACCUUUGCUUCAGACAUGCUUUCCACCUUAUGGCAUGCCAAUCAUAAACCCAUCUUUGUCCAGUUCGGCUGUUGAGAAUAUGACCCCAUUUUCAGGAGGUCAUUCAAAUUGGCACGAAAAUCAGUUAUCAUUCGGGGAAAUUAACUUCACCUUGCCACAUCAAAGCUCAUGUAACAUGUCAAGCCAGAUGAGCCAAGUAAUGCCAUGUUAUGUUGGGAACAUCCAAGCUUCGAAAGGGAGGGAGAUACAGGGAACAACAGCACGUAGCCCUUCAGACAGGACCAUAGGCAAUGCGCUUCCCCUUUUUCCUACGGCUCCACAAUCUCAGGAACCUUGUAAAAGUGAGCAUCAGACACGUGCGAUCAAGGUUGUUCCUCACAAUACUAAAUCAGCAUCUGAAUCAGCAGCCCGGAUAUUCUUGUCAAUACAAGAGGAGAGGAAAUAA
This is a messenger RNA of Prunus armeniaca (apricot), 1710 nucleotides long. Lineage: Eukaryota; Viridiplantae; Streptophyta; Magnoliopsida; Rosales; Rosaceae. The record is from the annotation of a GenBank genome assembly.